Messenger RNA from Nicotiana tabacum (common tobacco), 666 nucleotides. Lineage: Eukaryota; Viridiplantae; Streptophyta; Magnoliopsida; Solanales; Solanaceae. The record is from RefSeq and is a predicted model, not a curated record.
GUUCGAGAUCUUGAUUUUGGGAUAAAGGUAAUUGGUUCUGACAUAGUACGAGAGCAUGAUGGCCUUGCAAUGAGUUCCCGCAAUGUGAAACUUUCGCCUGAGGACAGACAAAAGGCUUUGUCUAUUAGCCGAGCACUGUCUAAAGCCAAAGUUGAGGCAGGAAAGGGACAGGUCAACUGCGGAGAGCUGAUAAAUUCAGCUAUUCAAAUCAUAGAUGAAGCCGAUGGAAGGGUUGAUUAUGCUGAAAUUGUGGAGCAAGAAAGUUUAGAGCCGGUGGAAACAAUCAAGAGACCAGUUGUAUUCUGUGUAGCAGCAUGGUUUGGAAAGGUCAGGCUCGUUGACAACAUGGAAAUAAAUAUAUGAGAUGGAGCCACCAAAAAUAUAUACGAUAACCAAAUAUAUAAAAACUGAGGUGAAGUACUAGUCCCUGGUUUGCAAGAAGCUUUGCAGUUUGUAAAAGCCAUCUAAAAAUGACUUUUCUCAAAGUGGAAGAAUCAUCUUUCCAGCUGCAAGUAAAAUAUGGAGCAAUUAGCUAGUCUUUUCAUACUGCUCUACUAUUGUCUUGGUUUUUUUUUUGACGAUGAGAACCAGAACCAUCAUUUACUGAUUCUUCGACAAGUCUGAUCACCUCCUGUCCUCGGCUAUAAAAUCAUUUCUUCGGUCUGA